Messenger RNA from Drepanopeziza brunnea f. sp. 'multigermtubi' MB_m1, 690 nucleotides. RefSeq lists its product as uncharacterized. Gene Ontology annotation, molecular function: DNA binding. NCBI's taxonomy places the organism in Eukaryota, Fungi, Ascomycota, Leotiomycetes, Helotiales, Drepanopezizaceae. The record is from RefSeq and is a predicted model, not a curated record.
AUGCCUCCCCUUAAAUCAGGCACCUGCGCGAGCUGCUCAACGGCCAACGUCAAGCUCCGCACCAACCCCUUCACCAACGCGUCGCAAUGCUCCGAGUGCCGCGACGCCUCCAUCAUCGGCAUCACGGAUAUCAAGUCCCGCUUCAAGCUGAAGGAGGACGACCUCGAGGGCCUGAAUAUGAAGACCGAGCCCAAGCCUGCGUUUCUCGGCGGGCCGGACCGCAGAUGGUAUCUGGUUGAGGAGGUGGAGGGUAGGGCUGAGGAGGUGACUCGGGCGAGAGGAGACGCGAAGAAGGAGAAGGAAGAGGCGAAGAACAAGGCCAAGGAGGACAAGAAGAAAGAGAAGGCGUCUGCUGCAUCUACGCCGAAAAAUACCAAGGGGGACAAGAAGGGAGGGAAGUCGCCCGCUUCUGCUUCUACUGUCACGCCGAAGGCUAGCAAGCGGAAGAGGGACGGAGAGGAGGAGGAGGAGGAGGAGGAGGAGGAGGAAGACGGUGUGGCUGCAGCUCCAGCGGCGGCGGACCCCCCUGUGAAGCGUGGGCGCGGCAGACCUCCUAAGGCUGGGGGACCGAAGCCGCCCAAGAAGCCGGUAUUAAAUCCCGACGGGACGAAGCGCGGACGGGGACGACCACCGAAGGCGAAGGCCACAGCAGUUGAGAAGGCCCCGGUAGAUGAAGAUGAGACCGAGUAG